Molecule: messenger RNA, 306 nt
Organism: Prunus armeniaca (apricot)
Lineage: Eukaryota; Viridiplantae; Streptophyta; Magnoliopsida; Rosales; Rosaceae
Source: the annotation of a GenBank genome assembly
AUGGCAUUGAAUUUGACCCAAGAUGAGGAAGAUAAGUACGUGGGGGGCAAUAAAGAGCCAAAGGAGCUGACGCUAUCUCAAGAAAUCACAGCCUAUGAGAACAAGACCAAGAGGGAGGAGGAGCCAUGGUUCAAACCAAAACCAGGGAGUGUAAUUCCGGCAAAGAGGAGGUCAGUAAAGAGCAUGAUGCUUGAUCAGAUACUCCAUGUUUGUCCUUCCAUGGCUUCUGAAUCUGGAGUCUCUGAAACCCAGGACAAGCCUAAAACAUCCAACACCAAGAAGAGUAACCACGUUUACCCAAAUUAA